Molecule: messenger RNA, 2565 nt
Organism: Dovyalis caffra
Lineage: Eukaryota; Viridiplantae; Streptophyta; Magnoliopsida; Malpighiales; Salicaceae
Source: the annotation of a GenBank genome assembly
AUGAUUUGGGGAAUUAUUCGACGCAAAGUCGCUUCGUGUCAGUCACUGUCACGAAUUCAGCGUCCGGCGUUCAGGCCCAGAGGUUAUGCCCGAAAAGAGGAGAAUUCAUCUGUGCAGGUUCUGAGCAAUGGCAAUGAGUUUCGGCAUGUCGGCAACUUUAGUUAUUGCACAACUUUAGGAGAUCUAGUUGAUGCUGUUGUCCCUUUCAUGGGUGAAUCUAUUACUGAUGGCACCUUGGCGAAUUUCUUGAAAAAACCUGGUGACAGGGUUGAAGUUGAUGAGCCCAUUGCUCAGAUUGAAACUGACAAGGUCACAAUCGAUGUAGUUAGUCCUGAAGCCGGCAUCAUUCAAAAGCUUGUGGCCAAGGAAGGUGAAACCGUGGAACCUGGUACCAAAAUUGCUGUUAUUUCAAAAUCAGGUGAAGGUGUAACACAAGCUGCCCCGCCCUCACAAGAAAAGGCUGCUGCUCAGCCCCCUCCUCCAGCAGAAAAGGAGAGUGUAGAAAAAGUAAUGACUAAGACUGAAACUUCCUCAGUCAAAGGAAAGGAAAAAACACCAUUUCCACCACAACCAGCAGUCAGAGCUCCUUCAUCACCUCCUAAACCUUCAGAACCCCAACUUCCGCCAAAGGACAGAGAAAGAAGAGUUCCCAUGACAAGGCUGAGGAAACGGGUUGCAACACGGUUGAAAGAUUCACAAAAUACAUUUGCAAUGCUGACCACAUUCAACGAGGUUGAUAUGACUAAUUUGAUGAAACUUCGUUCAGACUAUAAGGAUGCAUUUGUUGAAAAGCAUGGGGUGAAGUUAGGAUUUAUGUCAGGAUUUGUCAAGGCUGCUGUUAGUGCCCUUCAGUAUCAGCCAGUUGUCAAUGCUGUAAUUGAUGGAGAUGAUAUCAUAUAUAGAGACUACAUUGAUAUAAGCAUUGCCGUCGGCACACCAAAGGGCCUUGUUGUUCCAGUUAUCCGCAGUGCUGAAAAAAUGAAUUUUGCUGAGGUAGAGAAGAACAUCAACAAUCUAGCUAAGAAAGCAACUGAUGGUACUAUAUCGAUUGAUGAGAUGGCUGGAGGUACAUUCACGAUAUCUAAUGGUGGUGUUUAUGGAAGCCUUCUGAGCACGCCAAUUAUCAACCCUCCACAGUCUGCUAUCUUGGGCAUGCACUCUAUAGUCAGCAAGCCUAUGGUUGUUGAGGGCAACGUAGUCCCAAGGCCAAUGAUGUACAUUGCACUGACCUAUGAUCAUCGGCUGAUAGAUGGAAGGGAGGCUGUUUAUUUCUUACGCCGCAUCAAAGAUGUUGUGGAGGACCCUCGAAGGCUUCUCCUUGAUCCUUUUCAAAUUCCAUCUGCAACUCGUUAUAGACUUGACUAUGCCAAGAAAAUGCUUAUGAACAAAACAAAACAUGGCAGCAAGAAGAAGAAAAUAAUUGAACUGCAAGAGCUUUCAAACCUUUGGAGAUCUCGUGAUGACAGCAAUGCAAGUACAAAAGCUGCUAGUAAGACGAUUACCGAGCAUCCAACCCAUCCACCAAAUGUCACAACUUCCUCACAAAGCCCCAAGAAUGAUGGAGUUGAAGAACAUCAAGAUGUAGACAUCGAGGACAUUUUUGGUGCUGGCUCACCUGAUGAUGGGAAUGCAAUUGAAGAAAAAGUUUAUGAAGGCUUUGAUAGCAAUGUACCACAGCAAAACAACACUGAUGAUGAGAUUCUGAUGUGGACGAUAGUGAUGAUGAAGCAGAUAAGGGUUUCAAUGCUGCAGAAGCCCUUAGAGCCCAGAAAAAUGCAGACGAGAAGAAUGAGCAGACUUCCAGUUCUAGUAGCAGCAGUCGAAGUAGAAGCAGUGGAACUUCAGAUCGAAGAAAAAGCAAUCCGUUGGGCUAAGAUUUGUAGUUGUAGUGCAUCAGAACUAGAGCAAGUUAAAAAGAAUAGAAAGUCAAGUGAUCCCCAUCACAGCUGCUUCAAUCUCACCUCAUCCAAAAUGAUACGAUCCCAAGUCACACAGUGCAAAGCUGAUUUCCUUUACAGCAAGCACGACUCUACUUCUGAAAUUUCUGUAAGUGAAGUCUUAUCUUCGUCAUAUUCUGUUUUCAGCUCAGAUGUUAAUAUUGUAGGUGGGAAAAGUGAAGUGGGUGUUGAAGGAAAGGAAAAGGUGAAAUUUAUUAAGAACGAGGAAGAAGGUGAGGAGAACAAAGAAAGUGAAAGAGUUGUUAAAAAAAACGACGAGAAAAAGGAAACCGAAUUGAGAAAUGAGGACGUGGAGAGCAAGAAAGGAAAGGAGAAUGGUGGUAAUGUGGAAGUGAAUGGAGGUCCAUUAAAAAUGAGGCCAUAUUUUGCUAUUGCAAAUGUUAUUGAUAGUGGAGUUGAUUUGAGUAAAAGACUCAAAUUUUUAGCAACAAUAUUUGUUUCCAAAACUUCAAUUAUUGUGUCUUGUGCGAAUGGAAUCAUGGGAAGAGAUGCUCUUACUCAUGAAUAUAAAGAAGUUGUGAUGGAUGACUCUCAAGGUAAUGGCAAAUCCAAUUCAGAUUUUGUAAAUCAUUUUGGCUAUAGGGUUUCUACCGGGACUAAGAAUUGA